AUGAGCUACUUCAAGUUUCGUAGGCUCGAGUUGACUCGAGAGUCGCUCGGCCUCACCAAUUGGGUACGAUUCGAUAAGUACAAUCCAAGUGCUGCGGGUGCUACCGAUGCAAGGAAGUCGCUGGGUGGCCUGGAUUACUCGCCUCUACGCCGAGUAACAUGGGCAUCGUUCUGGAUGGGCAUCCUCGUCUCUAUGGGUGGAUUCAUCUUCGGUUACGAUACCGGUCAAAUUUCUGGUUUUCUUGCCAUGCCAGACUUCCUGCGAAGAUUUGGUCUGCGUCACAGUGAUGGAACGUUCUAUUUCAGUAACGUGCGGUCCGGUCUUAUCGUGGCAAUGCUGUCGAUUGGUACAUUGAUUGGAGCUCUCAUUGCUGCUCCCAUUGCCGACUUUAUUGGCAGAAGGCUGAGCGUGACAUUCUGGUGUGUUGUCUUCUGCAUCGGCAACAUUGUCAUGAUCUCGUCGGAUCAUCAUUGGUAUCAGAUCAUGAUGGGCCGCUGGGUGGCCGGUCUUGGUGUCGGUGCAUUGUCGUUACUCGUUCCAAUGUACAUGGCUGAGACUGCACCCCGUUACAUCCGUGGGGCUCUGAUAAGUACCUACCAGCUCUUUAUCACCCUCGGUAUCUUCUUGGCUGCAUGCAUCAACUUCGGUACCUACGAGCAUCAAAGGGGCAACUCUGGCUCGUGGAGGAUCCCCAUGGGAAUAGCCUUCAUCUGGGCCUUCAUUCUGGGGGGAGGUAUCCUCCUCUUCCAGGAUACCCCUAGAUAUCUGUACCGCCAUGGACAUACAGAAGAAGCAAAAAAGAUCAUGGAAAAGGUUUAUGGAGCACCACCAAACCACUACAGUGUCCACAUCGAGUUGGAAGAAAUUGAGGCCAAGCUCCGGGCUGAGGUGAACGAUGGGAAUCCAAUUGCUGAAUGGUUCCGUAUGUUCCGAGCCCCAAAGAUGGCAUACCGAAUCGCCCUCGGCAUGACGUUGCAGAUGUUCCAACAGUUGACCGGUGCCAACUACUUCUUCUACUACGGUACCGUGAUUUUGUGGGUUACCAUUUUCUUACCAAUCUCUUUUUUUUUCUUAACAAUUUUUUUUGUGAUUUUGAAUGGCAUCAACUUCGGAACUACUUUCUACGGUCUGUAUGUCGUCGAACACUAUGGCCGUCGUAAGUCACUUAUGAUUGGCUCGGUUUGGAUGUUUCUUAUGUUCUUGAUCUUCGCCAAUGUCGGCCAUUUCUCUCUCGAUAAACAUGACCCCCAGAAGACCGAAUCCAGCGGCACGGCCAUGAUUGUAAUGGCAUCCUUCUUUAUCGCAGCCUUCGCCUCCACUUGGGGUCCCAUAAUUUGGACGAUUUGCGGGGAGAUGUAUCCGUCAAAGUACCGCGCAAAAAGUAUGGCAAUGUCGACCGCCUCAAACUGGCUGUGGAACUUCCUCAUAGCCUUCUUCACGCCUUUUAUUACUGGGGACAUCGACUUCCUAUACGGUUACGUCUUUGCGGGCUGCAAUCUGGUCGCUAUUCCGCUGGUCUAUUUCUUCGUUAUUGAGGGCCAAGGUCGCACACUCGAGGAGAUCGAUACUAUGUAUAUCCUGGGUGUGAAGCCAUGGAAGAGCGCCGAAUGGGUUGCCCCUCCGCCAGAAGAGCUAGCUAAGAUCAGACGCGAGGCUGGGACCGAUGAUACCGCAGAAACCGGUGAAAUUACGCCUGCCGAGCAACGCAGCAGCGACGAGACAAAUACUGAGAAGGAGGCCGAAAAAGACGCGGAGCACCAUGCGUAA
Molecule: messenger RNA, 1767 nt
Organism: Cladophialophora bantiana CBS 173.52
Lineage: Eukaryota; Fungi; Ascomycota; Eurotiomycetes; Chaetothyriales; Herpotrichiellaceae
Exons: 6
Coding region: 1-1767 (588 amino acids)
Biological process (GO): transmembrane transport; carbohydrate transport
Cellular component (GO): plasma membrane
Molecular function (GO): carbohydrate:proton symporter activity
Source: RefSeq, a predicted model, not a curated record